AUGACUGAGCCAGCCAGUACUACUGCUUCUCUGGAGGCAAUGAUCAGCGGCACUCUCAAUAUCAACGACGCACGCCAUCAUAACGAUUCAGAGCACGCUGUUAACGAACCCGCCCCACCUGGCUCGCCGGUGGAAUCCCAUACCCGCGAAGACGAGCAGGCUCUCGAAUGGCAUGAAGUCAUCGAGCUGCAGGCGUUCAGCGAGCGGAAGGCAUGGAUUGAAGAGAAGAUCAAAUUCCUGGAGAGACUCCCUCCCAUUGAGGUGUUUGUCGGUCUCGAUGCAGUACGCUCGUCCGCCGAAGAAGUACCAGACCUCCCUACACGUGCGGAAUUGGAUGCAUGGCUCGCAGAACAUGACAGGAUAGAGAAGGAAACUGAAAUUUUUGACUCUGGGGAGCUCAAGAAGCUGAAGAAAUUCACCAAAGCUGCUACGCAGCGCAACCUGUCUCCGGAAGACACAGACCUGAUCGAACUGACUUUGACGACGAUCUACGAGUUGGACAAACUAUUACAUCUGCUUAGAGAUAGGUCAGAUAAUCUGGAUCUUCUGGGCAUCCGGUUAACAUGGGAGGAACGACGAUGUGCUGCGUGGGCUGAGCUACGCAGCGUCUUAGCUGAUAUCCGACAGUUCCUCACUACACGUGCACGAUGGGCACCAGCGAUCUACGAUGGAGUUCCUGCCGUAGAUGAGGAGCAGAUCUCUGAGCCUGGGCUCAAACGACGCAACUCAGUAGUUUCGAUCGCUUCCAUGGCUUCCGAUUCGUCUGCCCUUUCCACUCCCGGGUUCUCUAGGAGCAGUCGUUUCAAGCUUGCUGAACAGCUUUCGAGGGACGCCGCCCAGUUCGCUAGUCGUGUAUCCUCUCUCAGGCAUUCCAAAAUUUCGAGUGCGGGGAAGAUUUUAGACAAGCUUAUCGACCAUAGUCGAAGACCUGUCCCGGACGAACUACUGGAUGAACAAGAUAAACUAGAGAACAAGGGUAUAAACGAGCUGGAGGACAUCGGUAAAUUCAUUAUGAGCGUCGUCAUGCAGUGGAAAAAGGCCGAUGAGAUCUAUGUCGAGACGAUGAAGGAUAAAGCUGAUACCCAGACGCUAGCAGAAGAGAUCGAGUUAGCCAGAUACAGUCAUCCCUCCUCGCGACAAGACGUCGCGUUUAUGUCGCGUGCAAACGCUCUCAGUAAACGCUUGCUGAUGCGGGACAACCCUGGAUCAGCGACUAGUGCAUUUCCCCGUCCUCAGCAUCCUCUCUUUUCAGACCAGUCUACUUCCAAUGAUGCCAUUGCCCGUUUGCUCGCCUUCGAAAUAGCUACUGCUAUCGACUACAUGAGAAAGGCCGAUUCUGGCGCUAAGGAGUACCAUGCAACCUUCGAGGCCGUGAGGCGUGUAGAAAAGUGUUGCAAGACUGCAUCUAAGCUAUCUACCCAACUUGAUUCCAUUAUUCAGCAACUCGAGAUUGGCGUUGUAACAGAAGGUGACGAUGGGACACCACCUGAUCUUUCCUCGGAUGCGUGUCUCGACAAUGCUCGACAUGUUAUAUUCCUUACGGCCUUGCCGUCGGUACUGCAAGAGCUGGAGAAAGUCGAUGCAGAAACAGUUGCACUCCUUCCCACUGCACAAGCAGCGCUACUUCAUUUAGAUCGUCCUGGCGUGGAUUCGCAGUUCAAGAUUGACUGUACUAGGGUUAUCGAACGACUGGCAGAGUCGCAAUCGACAGCAAAACGGGUACGAGAGGCGACCGUCGCUCGUGCCUCAACACUGACUACGAUUCGGCAAGUCUGGACAGCGAUGAGUCGGCUAUUCAGCGAGCUGGAAUCUAUACGUGACGAGGUUGCUGAUGCCACAGAGAGACAAAUGUGGCGACAGCAAAUUCGUCCAUAUGAGGCACCUCCAACACCCGAAAGUCCAUCUAUCACCUUACCUCCCCUUACCGUAUCACUUAUCAUGGUUGAUGCUAAACUCAAUGAUAUCCAAGCCCGAUUGCAUCAGACAAUUUUUCUCCCUAUCUCUUCAACAUCGCCUUCCUUAGGGGAUCGGCUCAAGGUUGUUCUCGGAGAGUGCGCUGAUGGGCUGUCAACUUACACGGCUCAGACUCGUCAGCUUGCGCAAUUAUGGGACGCUGUUCAAAGCCAGGCGGCUACUAUGGGUAGCAUAAGAGACGAAGUUUACGGUCUACAAGUUCAAACAGAAGAACUCAAGAUUCGUUUUGACAAGGGCGUUCAGGAUGUUUUGUCCGGGACCCUUUCGGGCGACGAACUUCUGUUGACUGAAGGGGCCCUGUCCGGCGACUUGAAGCGUCUGCAAGAUUCGACUCGAAACUUUUCACAAGACAUAGCCCAUCGGAUCUCUUUUGUCGGUCAAGCUCAUCUACCUCAGGCACGUGGGACGACUUCAGGUAGAAAACGGUCAUUGUCAAGUAGUUUUAGUGUGGAAAUCUUGCGGGAAGCAAUCGCAUUCGAUGCACCUGUUGAUCCUAUGCUGCUUGACCAGGUGGUACGCGCUGAUUGUAAUUCUUAUUGCAUGAUGCUAGCGGGAGCAGUCAAGUCUCUUGAACAGAAGGCCGAUCACUUCCAAUUGGCAAAAACCGCUAAAGCCGUCGACAAUGCAGUGGCUUCUCUGCUGGACAACAUCUGUCGUGUUGUCACGGCUGUGGCAUUUGUUCAAGGUUCACUGAAUGACACUAAUUCACGGCACACAUUGGACGACCUGGACAAAUUCUCCAACGAUGUUCAGCAUCUACUGCAAGCAAAUGAUACGGAGAUUGCACGGUCUCUUUCUCCGAUCCGUGGUCUCAUUCAUCGACUGAGGUCGAUAGCAAGCGGUUCAGAAUCUGUACCAGACGGGAUCAUACCACCUCGUCUUCGAGCCUUUGACCAAGCUGAGAGCCAAUAUCACGUUUGGAAAGAAGGCGUGAUUGCUCUUCAGCAGCAUAUCAGCCAUUCACAGCAAGCUGAGCAUGCCCGCCUGGCCAAGGAGGCUCGGUUAAUGGAAGAAAAAGAGCAUCUUGCAGCAGAAGCGCGCGCUAGGGUCGCGAGAGAGCAGGCUGAAGAAGACCUACGUGCAAAGGCCGAAGAGGAGCGAUUGGAGAGGGAACGGUUAGAGGCAAAAGAACGCGCAGAACUCGAAACGAGGGAGAAAGAAGAUCGUGAUCGCGCUGAGGCCGAUGCACAAGCAACUGCCGAACGUGAAGCGCGGGAGAAAGAGGAGCGGCAGCGCCUUGAGGCCGAUGCACGAGCUGCAGCUGAGCGUGAACGGGUAGAAGAGGAGAGACAAAGAACUGAACUCGAGGAGAGAAAGAGGGCAAAACGCAAAGCGGAAGAGAAGCUUGAGGCGGAAUGGCUGCGAACAGGAUCAGGAGACCUAUCUGCAGUGUAUGAGGAGACUGAGCUGGACAUUUCGGUGGCCUCAUCGUCCCGAGUAACUCAAGUCGAGGAUGAUAUGUUUGGUUUUCGACUGGCUCCAUCGUCCAUACGACACCCUAUGAAUCAACAAGGGAGCGAUAUUCAAGUUCGUAUCUUGGAACUGCGAAAGCGUCUUCGAUCUAUUCACAUUAAUGAGGUUGCGAGACCUACUCCUCGAUCGGAUCUCCCACUUCCAAGCGAUGAUGUGCGGAAGCGAAUGGAAGCAGAUUUGUCUGCCGUUAUCUCUGAGGCGGACAGCCUUCCUUCGAGCUUCCCAGACAAACCCCUGAUCGAAGUGGAGAUUCGAUCGCUACGCAGCGAGCUCCAAGCCUCGAUUGAACUCAUGCAGAAUGUUCAUAAUCUGGCUGAUUUCUCCGUUUCUCUGCGUCAAUGUGAUGAUGCUCUUAGCGACCUUCUAGAGCACGUUGAUAGCUAUCCCUCACCACCUCUUAGUGCUUUGGCUGCACCACAUGUCAGCGACGCGUCCCUGACUCCAGAAGAACAGUUGUCCGCGCGCCUGACAUUCACUAGGAAUGUCAUCGGGACAAUGGCAUCGCGUUAUUAUAUCGUUGCGGACGAUCCGAGGACCACGCCCGAACGUGAACGUAUCACGCAAACAUGGAGUGAGUUAGAGGCCAUGGGUAUGGAUCGCGUCAAUGGUGCCAAGUCUAGGCCAGGUAGUGUCAUGAGUUCCGGUAGAAGUAGUAGAGCAUCAGUGUCUAGCUCACAAGCCUCGGCAAAAAGGAAGAAGGCUGCAGGCUACUCAAAGCUUUCGGUUGGGUCUGCAGAUGGUCGUUUCCUUGCGCCUCCCGCUUUGAACGCUAGGCGUUCGGCCUCUGGUUCGUCUGUCGGUCAUACUAGGACACCUAGCAAAGCUUCUAUAGCCUCUUCCGGUCGGUCUGUCUCCGGUCCAAUGUCUUCUUCCACCACAUUGCAUGGUUCCACAUUCUCAUCCCGCCAGCGGACCAGUAGUGUAUCAUCGACCACAUCCGUGAAAUCACCUCUUCGGCAACCACAUCUCACUCCAUCCCGUCCGCGAGCGCAGACAGGUCAUGCAUUGCACACGCCUUUGCACACGCCGCGAACCGCUUCCCCUGCCCUGUCGGAUGCCUCUUCAAUAUCUAUUUCUCGCUCAAACUUAUCCCAGUCGUCUACUAACCGCUCAUCUUGGGCGCGUGCGCCACGACAGUCGUUUCCUACCAUCACUAAAUCGCCACCACGCACUAGACCUGGUCCCUCUGUGAGGAAGCCUUAUAUUGCGAAUCCGAAGAACAAGUUGGAUGUCGCAGUUGGUGAUGUUGUCAAUAAGUUACCCGUGAACAUCAAUGUUGAACAUGUGGCGGAUACGUGGAAGGAUCAGAGCGGCAAAUAUUGGAUAGGAGACCAAGAUCCUAAGUUAUGUUUUUGCCGUAUUCUACGUUCACAAACCGUCAUGGUACGCGUUGGAGGAGGUUGGUCAGAACUUUCAAAAUUUAUCAAAGACCAUUUUGCUGACUCUUUUCGGAUACUCCCAGAUUCUCCAAGGCUAGGCUCACGCGAAGAAAAAUGGAUUAGUUCCGCCACGCUUUCCCAAGCGGCCGAAAGCCUGUCUUUGAAUCCUCCUAGGACGCCUGAGCCAAAAAGCCCAUAUAUCCCUUCUUUUGCUUUAUCGACUCCUAAUGGUACAAGUCCAAAAUCUAUCAAGACCGCCUCAUCGCCUGGCUCUCCUCUCACACCCUUGCAGUUUCUCAGGCGAGUGGAUCGGGAAUCCCCACGCCCUGAAACACCAUCAAGAGUAUCACGACCCGGCAUAACUGCUAUGCUCAGCACUCCGGCACGGCAGCCUAUUUGGAGACCUUAG
This is a messenger RNA of Fibroporia radiculosa, 5235 nucleotides long. RefSeq lists its product as uncharacterized. The record is from RefSeq and is a predicted model, not a curated record. NCBI's taxonomy places the organism in Eukaryota, Fungi, Basidiomycota, Agaricomycetes, Polyporales, Fibroporiaceae. Bases 1 to 5235 code for a protein of 1744 amino acids. Gene Ontology annotation, molecular function: microtubule binding. The transcript is spliced from 6 exons.